Molecule: messenger RNA, 3322 nt
Organism: Staurois parvus
Lineage: Eukaryota; Metazoa; Chordata; Amphibia; Anura; Ranidae
Source: the annotation of a GenBank genome assembly
AUGCUCCGCCUCCUUCUUGACACCAGUCAUAAUGCUGCUGGGAGAUUGCCCCGCAGAGGUGUUGCCAGCAUCACAGAGCGCAUCAAGCGGGACGAGCGUAGGCAGAGACAGCGAGUUCAGCAGGAAGAGGACGCUGCUCGGGUCUCACAAGUUAAAGGUCAACGCUGGAAAGAGAAGGAAGUGAUCAAGUAUGAAAUCUCCACAGUGCCAGGAGAUAAGAAAGAUACAACAUGUCCACUGCCUUCCUCCUACAGCCCACGCUAUGUAGAAGCUGCCUGGUAUGCUUGGUGGGUGAAGCAAGGUUUUUUCAAGCCAGAGUACCAGAGUCGUCUCCCUCAGUCUACACCAGAGGUCUUCUCUCUCUGCAUUCCUCCCCCAAAUGUCACUGGCUCACUUCACCUUGGACAUGCUCUCACUGUGGCGAUUGAGGACUCUCUUGUUCGCUGGAGGAGAAUGCUGGGUCAGAAAGUUCUCUGGGUGCCUGGAUCUGAUCAUGCUGGUAUUGCAACACAGGCCGUGGUUGAGAAGAAACUGUUUAAAGAACAAGGACUUUCCCGACACGAUCUCGGCCGAGAGGAAUUCCUAAAGGCGGUCUGGAAGUGGAAGGAAGAGAAGGGGGACAGAAUUUACCAUCAGCUUAAAUCUCUUGGUGCUUCACUUGACUGGGACCGAGUUUGCUUUACUAUGGAUGAGGGUUUCUCCUGGGCGGUGUCUGAAGCGUUUAUUCACCUCUAUGAGGAUGGUUUAGUCUCUCGUCGACGUCGCCUUGUUAAUUGGUCCUGUGCCUUGCGCUCAGCUAUUUCUGACAUUGAGGUGGAGAACAGACAGCUGACCAGUAAAACCUACCUUACUGUGCCUGGAUAUGAAAAGAAAGUUCCUUUUGGGCUUCUGUUCAGGUUUGCUUAUCCCACAGAAGGUGGAGAAGAUGAAAUCACAGUGGCCACCACACGUCCGGAAACCAUGCUGGGUGACACUGCUGUAGCUGUCAAUCCCAAUGACAAAAGAUACCAGAAAUUCCAUGGAAAGAAUCUCUUUCAUCCUUUCACUGGACGUUUAAUUCCUGUUGUCACCCACGACCUGGUCAAGCCCGAGUUUGGCACAGGAGCUGUAAAGGUCACCCCUGCCCACAGCCAGGUGGAUUUUGAGAUAGCCAAGGAUCUUGCAUUGCCCUUCGUUUCUGUGAUCGGGGAAGAUGGGACUAUGACACAAGCCAGCGGAGACUGGAUCCAGGGGGUGAAAAGAUUUGAUGCUCGAGAGAAGAUUGUGGCUGCACUAAAAGAAAAGAAGCUAUAUAGAGGGGAGAGCGAACACUCCAUGGUUCUUCCUGUCUGCAGCCGUUCCGGUGAUGUGAUUGAGCAUUUAUUGAAGAACCAGUGGUUUGUGAACUGUGAGAAGAUGGCACAAAGGGCCAUAAAGGCUGUUGACUCAGGACAGUUACAAAUCAUUCCUUCUUAUCACCAGAAGAACUGGAGGAAUUGGCUUUCAAAUAUCAGUGACUGGUGUGUGUCCCGGCAGCUAUGGUGGGGACAUCAGAUUCCUGCUUAUCUUGUGACUCUUCCAGAGAUGCAGAUCACUAGUGAGAAUGAAGGUUUCUGGGUACCUGCUCAUACUGAGGAGGAAGCUCGAAAAAAAGCCGCUAAGGCCUUGGGAAAGGCGGAGAGUGAGCUCAGCGUGAAAAGAGAUGAAGAUGUUCUGGACACUUGGUUUUCAUCUGCUCUCUUCCCAUUUGCCAUGUUGGGAUGGCCAGAGAAGACAGGAGACCUGAAAGAAUUUUAUCCCAACUCUCUACUGGAAACAGGCAGUGAUCUGCUUUUCUUCUGGGUGGCCCGGAUGGUUAUGUUAGGAGAGCAGCUGACAGGGCAGUUACCAUUUAAAGAGGUAUUUCUGCAUUCAAUGGUCCGAGAUGCUCAUGGAAGGAAGAUGAGCAAGUCACUGGGAAACGUUCUUGAUCCUCUGGAUGUGAUGACUGGAAUAAGUCUAGAGCAUUUGAGGGACAAGUUAAAGGAAGGGAAUAUGGAUCCACGGGAGUUUAAAGUGGCAGAAGCUGGACUGUUAAAAGAUUACCCCAAUGGGAUCCCUGAGUGUGGUACGGAUGCCCUCAGAUUCGCUCUCUGCUCUCAUAGAGUACAAGGUGAUGAUAUUAAUCUAGAUGUUACCUCCGUCCUCGCUGUCCGCCAUUUUUGCAAUAAAAUCUGGAAUGGAGUGAAAUUUACAUUAACAGCACUGGGUGAAGAUUUUACUCCACUGCCGAUGGAUCAGCUAAGGCCCCAUGCCCCCAUUGACCGAUGGCUUCUGGAUCGUCUGAGGCAAACGACAGAGGAGUGCGAGAAGAAAUUCCAGACCUUCGAGAUUCAUGGAGCUGCUGGGGCCAUUCAUUCAUUCUGGUUGCAGAGCUACUGUGAUGUCUAUGUGGAAGCUGUAAAACCAAUUUUGAAUGGACCUGGUGCUGCUGAUGCCAAACAAGUACUCUACUGGGGAGCAGAGAACAUGCUUCGCCUUCUGUCCCCAUUUAUGCCUUACCUGUCAGAGGAGCUGUGGCAACGUCUUCCAGCUGCUGCUUCGCAAAAUGCUCCCAGCGUCUGUGUUGCUGAGUAUCCAACACCUAGACACACGGGUCAUUGGAACUACCCAGAGGAGGGGGAAUGCUUUGAUUUUGCUCUCUCAGUAAUCAGGACAGUACGAAAAUUGAGGAAUGAAUUCAGCCUGACCAAGGCAAGACCUGAAGUCCACAUUUUCUGUUCACGGGAAGAGGACCUGGCCUCUCUUCAGUCUUUCUGCUCCCCUCUACAGACGCUGUCGUUGUCAGGAUCUCUUCAUAUUCAGCUGUCCAGUGAUACAUCUCAAGAGGGCGAUGACAGAAUUGGCUGGGCCAUGGAGCAAGUAACAGAUAACUGCUGCGUUUAUAUGAAUCUUCAGGGAUUUGUUGACCCGAAGUCAGAGGUCGGGAAGCUACAACCUAAGCUUGACAAGUUAGAACGUCAACUUCAGGGCAAGAAGCCACUUGAGGAGGAAGACAAUGAGGAUAGCGCCAUACAUCGGAAAAUCUCAAGACUUCAACAAACAAUAAGGACUUUGCAGCAGAUGUUAAAGAACUAAAUCAGCCCAGACUGUGCCAUACAGAAUGAAAGAACUAAAUCAGCCCUAGGACUGUGCCGUACAGAAUGAAAGAACUAAAUCGGCCCUGGACUGUGCCGUACAGAAUCAAAGAACUAAAUCAGCCCUGGACUGUGCCGUACAGAAUGAAAGAACUAAAUGGGCCCUGGACUGUGCCGUACAGAAUGAAAGAACUAAAUCAGCCCUAGACUGUGCCGUACAGAAUGAA